ACCAAAUCCAAUCCCAGCAAAUUAAAUUUUAUGUGCUCAGGAGCAGCUGUUCUUGUUCCCUGUGAAAUAUGAUCAUGGCUUCAAGGGCUAUUAAACUAUGGAGGUCCUUUGCUCGUCCUGCCGCCGCGAACCGCGGAUUUGCGACGGCGACGGAGCCGAGGAUGAAGGCGUAUUGGCCCACGGCUAGUUUUUUGAGCCAUGGAGAGCAGCAUGCAAGCAAGUCCAACAAGGCGGAGUUUGUACCUGUGUACGUAGCUCUAGGCCUAAUCGCGUUGUCAGUCUCCCUCGGUCUGUUCACCGCGGAGCACCAGAUCGCACACAACCCUUCAGUCCGAGUCAGCAAGAAGCGGCGUGAGGAGAUACCCGAGAUAACGGAUCCGGAUCGGGUCGUAAGCGAAUCCGACCAGCUCCUUAACAGGUCUUUGUUUCGCAAAGUGGUGGUGGUCUAUCGUGACGCUGUCACGCACGCGAAAUAG
This is a messenger RNA of Asparagus officinalis (garden asparagus), 476 nucleotides long. RefSeq lists its product as uncharacterized. The record is from RefSeq and is a predicted model, not a curated record. The transcript is spliced from 4 exons. Lineage: Eukaryota; Viridiplantae; Streptophyta; Magnoliopsida; Asparagales; Asparagaceae. The coding region runs from base 69 to 476 and encodes 135 amino acids.